UUGCUGCCUCUGAUCCAGAGCGUAAGGAGGAGGACCAGGAAUACACUCAUGUUCCCCGAGCUCCAGAAAAACACCUCCAACUCCUUCGAUGUUAAAACUCCACAAUUAAACAAGCUGUAAAAUAAGAAGACAAAAGACGCUUUCGUCAUUUUUACGCACCAACUGUGUAGAAAGCAAUAACGGAAUACAAGGUGACAGACAGAUUCAGUCAAUAUUUUAAUACUGUUAUGAAGCGAGAAUGAGUAGCGCAGAAGACAGCGGGAGCAAGUGCUCGUCCGGCCCGAUUUCCAGCUUUACUAUCCAGUCGAUUUUAGGCACGCCAUCCGAUGCGCCGCGCUCCGGGACCAAGGAGCUCACCAAGGGGCCGCCGCCUCCGCGGAGGCGCUCACGGCGGCUCUCGCUGUCGGUGUCUUCAGAGGAGUGCAGCGGCGGGGAGGACUCAGCGGAUUGCUUCUGCUCCGACACGGGUCACAGCGAGCCAUGCACCCAGCACCAAGCCCAUACCUUUUCAUGUCUAGGUCCCACAAAAGGACUUCUGUCUGUAAAUGAAGGGCUCGCACAGCGGCCGCACCUGCCGCAGCCUUUGCUGCAGGAUUAUAAAGAGGAACAGGAGAGACCGUGCCAUCAAAUGUCACCUUUGUCAGAGGAGAGACAAACAGACGGUGCGGACAAGCAGGGCAGCUCGACCAAGAAGAAGACGCGCACGGUUUUCUCCCGGAGCCAGGUGUUCCAGUUGGAGUCCACCUUCGACAUGAAGCGGUACCUGAGCAGCUCGGAGCGGGCCUGCUUAGCCUCCAGCCUGCAGCUGACGGAGACUCAGGUCAAGACGUGGUUUCAGAACAGGAGGAACAAAUGGAAACGGCAGCUCUCAGCUGAACUGGAGGCGGCCAACAUGGCACACGCUUCUGCACAGACACUAGUGGGGAUGCCGUUGGUUUUCAGAGAUAACUCCUUACUGCGAGUGCCAGUUCCCCGGUCUAUCGCCUUUCCAACGCCCCUGUAUUACCCGGGGAGCAACCUGCCAGCGUUACCUUUAUACAACCUGUAUAACAAGAUUGAGUACUGAGUGACUCCACUGUAUGUUCACCACUGCAGUCCACGUUAAAACAUAUUACAAAACAAUACAACGUUCUUAUAAGUGUCUCCACUUAAACCCUCUAUAUUAAUUGUAUCACUUUAUUUGUUGAGGAAAUUAUGCAGCAACUGUGCGUCUCACAAGAAAGCAAUCAAGCUUCCCUAUAUGUAUAAAAUACACCAUGUGUAUUAUUAAUUCUAAUAAUUUUGUACUGUUAUUUUAUUUUCUUCUCCUCCAACUGAUGAAACACUGGAGUUUAGACUUCACAUCACAUUCAAGAAAAAAUGGAUUCCACAAGAAAUGCUUUCAUAAUUCAUAAUUGUUUUGUCAAACCUAUUGCAAAGCAUCAUUUUAUUUCUCCUGACGUGAAUCCAAAGCAGACAGGAAAAAUACAAUUCU
Messenger RNA from Monopterus albus (swamp eel), 1474 nucleotides. It is a transcript of the gene hmx2, whose product is annotated as H6 family homeobox 2. Lineage: Eukaryota; Metazoa; Chordata; Actinopteri; Synbranchiformes; Synbranchidae. Gene Ontology annotation, cellular component: nucleus. The record is from RefSeq and is a predicted model, not a curated record. Gene Ontology annotation, biological process: regulation of transcription by RNA polymerase II. Gene Ontology annotation, molecular function: RNA polymerase II transcription regulatory region sequence-specific DNA binding; DNA-binding transcription factor activity, RNA polymerase II-specific.